GGCGCCCCCACGCCCGCCCGUCCUGCGCGCCGCCCGGCCCCGCCCUGCCCCGCUCCGCGCCCAGCGCCCGCCGCAGCCUGACAGGAACGGGACGGAGCCAAGAUGGCGGCGGCCGACGGCGACGACUCGCUCUACCCGAUCGCGGUGCUCAUAGACGAGCUCCGCAACGAGGACGUUCAGCUCCGCCUCAACAGCAUCAAGAAGCUGUCCACCAUUGCGCUGGCCCUCGGGGUGGAGAGGACCCGCACUGAACUCCUGCCCUUCCUCACAGACACCAUCUACGACGAGGAUGAGGUGCUGCUGGCCCUGGCGGAGCAGCUGGGCACCUUCACCACCCUGGUGGGAGGCCCCGAGUAUGUGCACUGCCUCCUGCCCCCGCUGGAGUCGCUGGCCACGGUGGAGGAGACGGUGGUGCGGGACAAGGCGGUGGAGUCCUUGCGGGCCAUCUCACACGAGCACUCGCCCUCUGACCUGGAGGCCCACUUUGUGCCUCUGGUGAAGAGACUGGCGGGGGGCGACUGGUUCACCUCCCGCACUUCUGCCUGUGGCCUCUUCUCCGUCUGCUACCCCCGCGUGUCCAGCGCUGUCAAGGCAGAGCUGCGACAGUAUUUCCGCAACCUGUGCUCAGACGACACCCCGAUGGUGCGGCGGGCCGCAGCCUCCAAGCUGGGGGAGUUUGCCAAGGUGCUGGAGCUGGACAACGUCAAGAGCGAGAUCAUCCCCAUGUUCUCCAACCUGGCCUCCGACGAGCAGGACUCGGUACGGCUGCUGGCGGUGGAGGCGUGUGUGAACAUCGCCCAGCUCCUGCCCCAGGAAGAUCUGGAGGCCUUGGUGAUGCCCACCCUGCGCCAGGCUGCCGAGGACAAGUCUUGGCGUGUCCGCUACAUGGUGGCAGACAAGUUCACGGAGCUCCAGAAAGCAGUGGGGCCUGAGAUCACCAAGACAGACCUGGUCCCUGCCUUCCAGAACCUGAUGAAGGACUGUGAGGCUGAGGUGAGGGCCGCAGCCUCCCACAAGGUCAAAGAGUUCUGUGAAAACCUCUCUGCCGACUGCCGGGAGAGCGUGAUCAUGACCCAGAUCUUGCCCUGCAUUAAGGAGCUGGUGUCCGACGCCAACCAGCACGUCAAGUCAGCCCUGGCCUCCGUGAUCAUGGGCCUCUCGCCCAUCUUGGGCAAGGACAACACCAUCGAGCACCUCCUGCCCCUCUUCCUGGCUCAGCUGAAGGACGAGUGCCCCGAGGUGCGACUGAACAUCAUCUCCAACCUGGACUGCGUGAACGAGGUCAUCGGCAUCCGGCAGCUGUCCCAGUCCCUGCUGCCCGCCAUCGUGGAGCUGGCCGAGGACGCCAAGUGGCGAGUGCGGCUGGCCAUCAUUGAGUACAUGCCCCUGCUCGCCGGGCAGCUGGGAGUGGAGUUCUUCGAUGAGAAACUCAACUCUCUGUGCAUGGCCUGGCUCGUGGACCACGUCUAUGCCAUCCGUGAAGCGGCCACCAGCAACCUGAAGAAGCUGGUGGAGAAGUUUGGGAAGGAGUGGGCCCAUGCCACCAUCAUCCCCAAGGUCUUGGCCAUGUCUGGAGACCCCAACUACUUGCACCGCAUGACAACACUCUUCUGUAUCAAUGUGCUGUCUGAGGUCUGUGGACAGGACAUCACCACCAAGCACAUGCUGCCCACCGUCCUGCGUAUGGCCGGGGACCCAGUUGCCAAUGUCCGCUUCAAUGUGGCCAAGUCCCUACAGAAGAUCGGGCCCAUCCUGGACAACAGCACUCUGCAGAGCGAAGUCAAGCCCAUCCUGGAGAAGUUGACCCAGGACCAGGACGUGGACGUGAAGUACUUUGCCCAGGAGGCUCUGACUGUUCUGUCUCUCGCCUGAUGCUGGAAGAGGAGCCACCAUCGGCCUCUGGUGUCCACCCUCCAGCCCCCUCAUGUCGCUCCCUCGGGGAGACUGGCGGGGGCCUUUGGCUGUCCUUCCCUGUGCAUGGUCUGCCCCAGGCCCACCCCCAGCACGGUUCCUCUCUCCCCAGCCUGGGAAGGCUCCCCCCUGUCCAUCUCCCAAGGGACUGGGGGAGCGCAAGGUUGGGUAGGGCAGCAGCCCCAAGGAAAGGGGCUCUUCCCACACACAGCCGUGGGGGAAGCCAGCGUUGCGGCUCACUGGCCCCUGCUGCCGUGACGGGCUCUCCCCUGCUCCACUUCCUGUUCCUUCUGCCUCUUGGUGGUUUGUUUGUGUCAGUUGUGCCGUUUUUAUUUUAUUCCUUUUUUUCCCCUUUUCACAGAGAAAUAAAGAUCUAGAA
Ochotona curzoniae (black-lipped pika) is the source of this 2290-nucleotide messenger RNA. It is a transcript of the gene PPP2R1A, whose product is annotated as protein phosphatase 2 scaffold subunit Aalpha. The record is from RefSeq and is a predicted model, not a curated record. Bases 103 to 1872 code for a protein of 589 amino acids. Gene Ontology annotation, cellular component: protein phosphatase type 2A complex; cytoplasm. The transcript has 15 exons. Gene Ontology annotation, molecular function: protein binding; protein phosphatase regulator activity. Lineage: Eukaryota; Metazoa; Chordata; Mammalia; Lagomorpha; Ochotonidae. Gene Ontology annotation, biological process: protein dephosphorylation.